ACAAAACAACGGUGCGCCAUCUACGGGAAACUUUUGCACAAGAUUUUGAUAUUUGCAAGUCUCGAGUAUUCAGCUGGCUGCAUACGGAGAGCCUGGCUUCGCCGCGCCUAAGCUACUCCGAUACAAAUCUGGCGUGUACCGUUCCUAAUUAGACUAUUUCUGCUGCCUAGCUAUCGUAUAUCUCGAACGUAAGUGCAACGUUUAUCAGCGUAAUUCUGAAGACGUUUGAAAUUGGAAGGUUUAGAGUCUUUCAUCAUGGAAUUCACUGCUGCAGCUGCUAGUGAGAGAAAGGGAGGACUGUUUCCCAGUGCAUCUGCUAUCAAAACAGUGACAAGACUAGAAAAUGAAGAAGAACCGAAUUGGCUCACCAAUCAGAGCUUCGAUCCAAAUGUAGCCCAGUACAGAGCUCAUUGUCAUGGAAACGAUGAUGCCUACAAUUACAAGCAAGAGACCAAUGUCACAGUUCAUAACCUACUAGACAAUAGUUCAUAUCAAAGUCUCUCUGCCAAGCUUCUUCAACCCACCGUUAAGGAGGAAUACAUGGUCAUACCUGAUGAAAAUGAUCCAUCAAGUUCAGCAAAUUUAAGAAGUGAUAUAGUGGUAAAAACAGAAAGGGAUGAGAGGAAAGAGGUGUUACAGAGGAGGCAGUCUGAUUCUGAUUCAGUUUCGAGUAAUGAGGACCUUCGCAGAGAGGAAAAGCACAUAACUUCCAAAGUGAAGGUAGAAGAUGUGAAGCAUAAACCUCCUAACAGGGAUAAGAAGCACAGAAGCAGAGAGGAUUCUCACAGACAUAAGAAAAGCAGAAAGGGACAUCACAGGUCGGACCCUAGCCCUGAGAGAGACAACAGGAAACACAAAAAGAAAAAGAGCAAACAUAAGGAAGACCGGGAGAAGAAGAAGCAGAAAGGAGAUAGAGAAAGGAGCUCCAAGUCCCACGCCAAGGAGUACAAGAGCCACAAAGCUCGACCCUCGUCUAUAUGGAUCGACGACAUUGGUUUCAUACCAGAGACUCCUUUCUAUGUGGAUGAAAAAUCAGACAGGAACAAUCUUUGCUUCAAGACACUUAACCACACAGACCUUGCCUUCUACCGAAGACUUGGAAAAUCCUGCCUUGGACUAGAUAGUGAAAAGCAAAUGGUAGACUGGAGAGAUGGGAAGGAUAAGAAGAAAGAAAAGAAGCAUUCAGGCAAUGUUAAAAGGUACUUUGAACAAGUUUAUACCGUUGAUGAUGUGGAAAGAGUUCCUGCUGCAGAGAGAAAGCAGGAUGAAAGCGCAGGUAUGGAUAUGAUUCUGGAGAAGAAAAGUGCAGAAAUGCCUUACAUACCCGUCAAGUCCUCUAUGAAUAAUUCCACAACCAAUACUGAAUGUGAGAAUGUUUCGCAAGUCCAAGAAACAAGCAAAUCUGGUGGUAGUGGCUUGUCAGAAGAGGUCGCUUCAUAUAACAGACACCUCCAAGAACACCCCGGUGACAUCGCAAAAUGGGUCGAGUUUGUGCAGUUUCAGGACCAGGCAUUUCAAUCCAUCAACUCACAAGGGUCUGAUGAUCACCAAAGCACCAUGCCAAUCAAGACCUCCAAGAGAGAACAGUUGAUUGUUGAGAAGAAGCUGUCCAUCCUGGAGAAAGCUCUGAAGUUGAAUCCCUUGAACGCAGAGCUCCAGCUGGAGCAGAUAGAGCUAUGCAGGGAGACAUGGGAGCUGGGGAAGCUCUCGAGGCAGUGGGACUCUGUCAUCAGACAACACUCUGAGAAUCUCAUCAUGUGGAAGCAGUACCUGGCAUUCAAGCGUUCCUCUUUCAGCAAGUUCACAGUUUCAGGUAUUGCAUCGGUCUACAGUAGAUACCUGAAUGCAAUGGAGGCUCAGGACACUGCGGUCAAGUUAGAUAUUGUGAUGCAGAUGUGUCACUUAUGGAGGCAGUCAGGACAUACGGAAAAGGCUGUAGCAUUGCUUCAAGCUCUAGUGGAAUUCAACUGCUUCUGCCCCGAAAAAGUAAAAGAGUCUACUACACUUGAAGGCAAGAUUGCCUUCUUUGAGCCAUUUCUGGACAGCAAUGAACCUCGAUUUGGACAGCCUGAUGCAAAGGGAUGGGCGAAGUGGAUUGAACAAAAAGAGAAAGGGGGAUGGUCCAGCCAACCACCAGAUUCCAAGGGUAAUGAUGAAGAUGAUUCUGUGAUCAACAAAACACAUCUUGAGUGGCAAGCCUGGUUGCAGGAAGAAAUCCAGCGUGAACGCAUCCACUUCCUCCCAUGGCAACCAACCGGUGGACAGACGGAAGAUGACUGUGAGGAUCCUGAGAGGAUGGUCCUGGUGGAUGAUAUCACUCCAUUCCUCAUCAGUCUGGACUCCGUAGACUUGAAGUUUGAGUUGAUCCUUCAGUUCCUGGACUUUCUAGGGGUGAAGAAGCGAGAGCGCCUGUCCUGUGUGCAUACGACAACACCAGAGACGAUGGAGCAUCCUGCAGAGGUCUUUGGAUCUAGAGGCACAUCUUCCAGUGGAGGUUAUGAUGGAGGAGUGGUGAUGAGUGGAGAAGGAAUGCCAGACUUGUCUCAGUUUGGGAGUCAUGACAAGGAAGCCCAGACAUUCGGUGGAGGACAUGAACAGAACAAAGCUCUUCUUCGCUUCGCGGAUAAUAUCACAACCCAGGCCAUUUCUCUCUUUCCACCAGAAGCAAAGAAGCACCUGACACUGUUGCAAAUGCAGUACAAUCUUCAGACAGUGGAUCCCUCUGCAAGCUUAAAGCAGCAGAAGAAACGGCAGAAAGAAGGCCAGAAGUAUGCGAAGAGGCUGCUCAGCCAGGAGUGCAAUCGUAACAAUCUGUCCUUGUGGGAGGAGUAUGCAAAGUGGGAGUGGCAUAAUGGAAACAAGGUGGAGAGUUGGAGGAUAUUUGAGACAGCUCUGGCAUUCUCAAAUCUCAACCUUGGAGCAGAGGAAGAUGACCAAGAAGGUCUCACCAAACUUCUCUCCACCUAUGCAGUUUUGAAACUUGGAAUCCUCAAGUCACACGCGCCAACGGAGUCAGAGAAAGGUGAUGCCACAUCAACAACCUCAACUUGUAGGCAAGAAGUGUUGCAUGCGCUGACCACUCUUGGGGAGAGGGGCAACUUCACACCCCUGUCAUCAACCCCAGACAAGCAUGUAUCUGCGGGGCGAAUCCUCAAAGCUCGAAAGGGUUACGUUGAGCUGUACAAGAGUGCCACUGACUCUUCUAGGGAUUCUAUACAUUCUUGCCACGUUCGACUAUUCACAUGCUUGGAUCAGCAAGGCUCACAGCUUGUUCACAUUGCCCUUUGCUACGCUCUCUUUCAGUAUCUCAGCGUUGGGAUGCUAGCUGCAGGAGUGGUAUUUGAAGAGACUCUUUCACUUUGGGAUGGACUUCUGCACCAUGUGAACAGCACUAUGGAUGAUGCGGAGAAGGAGAUAGUCCAUCAACAGAUGGUCGUUGAUGCUGAGAUGACUAUGUUGCUCUACACACAGGUUGUGUCUCACCAUGUCCACAGUCAUCCAAUGCCAGUGACGUCAUUGAGGAUCCUCAUGCAGAGAGCCCUUAAAAGGUACAGUAAAAACCCUGAGUUGUUGAAAGGCCUGAUCGACUUAGAAGCAAGGUCUCACAUAGCUGGAAGACUGAGGAGGUACUUUGACAAGGCAACCUCUGAAGCUCAACAUCCCGUGCCGUGGCUCUAUGCCAUCAAUGCUGAGAUCACUAGACUUCAUAGACUGGAGGGAGAAUAUUCAGGUAAGGAGAGUGGCAUCACACACAGGCUUCGCUCAUUGUUUGACAGAGCUUCAUCUAAUAGAUACACACGGCAUUGUGUCCUCUUGUGGCGUCUCUACAUACUCUUUGAGGUGCAGAAUGGUGAACCAAAGAGAGGGAAAGCAAUAUUUUACAGAGCUCUUCAACACUGCCCAUGGGCCAAGAUUCUGUACCUGGAUGCUGUGCGCUACUUUCCUGAAGAACUCCAGGAAGUGCUGGACCUGUUGAUGGAAAAGGAGCUCAGGGUCAGGGCCCCUCUAGAAGAAGUCCAGCUACUCAUGAAGGUAGCACAGAACAAGAAAGAAUGAGUUCACCUCAUCCAUAUCAACAUUUCACAACCAAUUCUAUUGAAAGGUAUUGCUUAAAGGGAUCCGGUAACUUUGUCUUAGAUCCUUUAAAAAAUUCCUUGAUUUAGCUCAUGCUGCAAUGAUGAUUAUAAACCUUUAGGUUAGUCAGGAACGCCUUGAAUUUUACAAGCCCAUCCCCUGUCUGAUUAUCAAGAUAUUUAUGAUUGAAAAUCCAAAUCGAAAUUUGCGUUCAACAAAUGGUUUUCAU
Strongylocentrotus purpuratus (purple sea urchin) is the source of this 4303-nucleotide messenger RNA. It is a transcript of the gene nrde2, whose product is annotated as protein NRDE2 homolog. The record is from RefSeq and is a predicted model, not a curated record. Gene Ontology annotation, molecular function: protein binding. The transcript has 10 exons. Gene Ontology annotation, biological process: negative regulation of RNA catabolic process; regulatory ncRNA-mediated post-transcriptional gene silencing; RNA processing. Lineage: Eukaryota; Metazoa; Echinodermata; Echinoidea; Camarodonta; Strongylocentrotidae. Gene Ontology annotation, cellular component: catalytic step 2 spliceosome. Bases 256 to 4056 code for a protein of 1266 amino acids.